AUGUCAGCGGCGGUGUCGGCCAUGCAACAACAGCAACAUCAGCCCGGAGGUGUGUCGAAUCCAGCUUCGAGGAUGGGAACCAACUCACCCGUCGAGAACAAGAGGCAUCCCAUCAAGAUCGAAGGUAUGCUCUUACCCUCCAAAUCCGACUCUGAUAACUACUCUUCUUUAGACUCGCGCCCGUCGAUUCCACCCGUUCAGCCACCACCGCCAGCAGCAGCAGCAGCAACAGCAGCAGCAGCAGGCGCGUUGCAGCCUCCUUCGGGACAGCAGCCCGAGUCGAAGCCCGAUGGAGGCCAGCAGGAUUCCCAGAAAAACACCCAACCGCAGGGCGAUGUACAACUCGUCAAUACCCCCGACUACUUUUCAUUACCGCGUCCGAGCCGGCUUGAUCAAGAACCAAAUCCGUUUGAGCAGUCCUUUGCCUCUGGCGGCAACUCGAACGGUGCCGAUCCGCUAGCUACCAAAGCGAUUCUGCCACCAGUCACAGCUAUGACGUCUCCUGCUCUUGGCGGUUCCGGCAGCUACAACUGGGGUCCCAAUUCACUCCGUUCGGGACCUCUAUCACCUGCAAUGCUCCAGGGUCCUACAAAUCCUCUGGGAUUCGAAACUCUCCGUACAGGUCUCACCCCAAACGAGUCGGGCAUCCGAAGUGGUCUUACGCCAGGCGGAUCUGGCUCUAUGUUCCCAGCAGCAUCGCCCUCAACAUCACAAUUUUUAUUUGGAGGUUCGACACCAGGUACAAUGGAGUUUCAAAAGACGGCUCUAUCAGCUGCGCGAAAAUCCACACACUCACAACCUUCCUUACUUCCUCCGCACACCGAGCUAAAAUCCGAAGAUAACCAUCACCACGAUCAAUCGAAGCCACGACAAACCUCCGACUCGUACGGCGUCGACCCCGCGCACAAUGCGGCCAAUGGGCUAUACCUUUUGGCCCAGAUGGGCGCCCCACCCAAUGCCUACCACCUCGCGAAGAGAGCCGCCAUGAACAGCGCGUCUUCAGCUGCAAGCCGCGCUGCUUCCCAGAAUCCUGUGGUAUCGAAUGGCGUGAGAGCUGUCAGUGAGAUGAGCCCUCAGCGCAGCGACUCGAGCGAAGAGCCCGAGUCCGGGCGCAAGGGUGGCAGGAACUCGAGAGGAAAGACAAUGGGUGCUAGCACGAGCAAGCGAAAGAUCGACACCGGCUCCGAUGGCGGUAAGAGUGCUAAGAAGGCGAAGAGCACUCAGGCCAUGAGUGACGAUGGAGAAAUGGAGGACUAUGAUGAUGAUGGACAGAACGACCUUAGAAAGGAUGGAAAGAAGAUGACUGAAGAGGAGAAGCGCAAGAACUUCUUAGAAAGGAAUCGUGUUGCCGCACUCAAGUGUCGUCAAAGAAAGAAGCAAUGGCUUGCGAACCUCCAAGCCAAAGUCGAAAUGUACGGCACUGAGAACGACGCCCUCAAUGCCACCGUUCAGUCACUACGAGAGGAGAUCGUCUCUCUCAAAACGUUACUGCUUGCCCAUAAGGAUUGCCCGGUUGCCCGUGCCAACGGUGUGCAGCUCGACAUAGCGACCCUAGCGGCUGGAAGCGGAGACUACGGCCACGUUGGAAUGAUGCAGCCGUACCAGAGCAUGAUGAGCGGUGUGAUGCGUCAGCAGCAACAACAGGAGCGGCGAUUCUCGUAG
This is a messenger RNA of Tricharina praecox, 1662 nucleotides long. RefSeq lists its product as uncharacterized. The record is from RefSeq and is a predicted model, not a curated record. The coding region runs from base 1 to 1662 and encodes 553 amino acids. Gene Ontology annotation, molecular function: DNA-binding transcription factor activity, RNA polymerase II-specific; RNA polymerase II cis-regulatory region sequence-specific DNA binding. Gene Ontology annotation, biological process: regulation of transcription by RNA polymerase II. NCBI's taxonomy places the organism in Eukaryota, Fungi, Ascomycota, Pezizomycetes, Pezizales, Pyronemataceae. The transcript is spliced from 4 exons.